AUGGGGCUGUGUAAAUGUCCAAAAAGAAGAGUUACGAAUCAGUUUUGUUUCGAGCACAGAGUUAAUGUUUGUGAAUAUUGUAUGGUGACGAGUCACCCGAAGUGUAUUAUACAGUCAUAUUUGCAAUGGUUACAAGACAGUGACUACAAUCCCAUAUGUGAAAUUUGCACAAAAUCUCUUAGUGAGGGCGAGUGUAUUCGACUUACUUGUUAUCAUGUAUUUCACUGGGCUUGCGCUGAGGCUAAAUAUAGGGCUUUGCCCCGCACUACUGCACCAGCAGGUUAUCAGUGCCCGUCAUGUGCCACACCUGUGUUCCCCCCAUCCAACCUAGUCUCCCCUGUCGCUGAUGAGCUCCGAGAAAAGUUGGCUGGAGUCAACUGGGCCAGAGCUGGCUUGGGUCUACCUCUGCUCUCAGAAGACCAAGACAUGAAAGGCGCAGCUGGACGUCGGUCCCAAUCCCCAAUUGACCAUCAUUCACCGUUCUAUACAAGCACAGUGGACAACCCUCGAGGCACGCCAGUGGGAGCCAGUGAUGACGAGUCCACCGGCCGGUCUGCCAACGGCACGCCACAUUCCAUCGUCCAGAUAUCUGACGAACCAGUCAACAUUUAUGACAGCUCUUCACUAAAGAGAACUGACAGUUUACAAGGUGGUCAAGCUCCAAGGAAAAGUGUCAAAUCAAACGAACCAUUGAAACUGACUACAAACUACGACCAUGAUGAAAAUAAGUACAAGCAGAAAUCUACAUUCGCCUGGAUCAGUAGAUGGUGGAAGAACUCGCUCCCAUCUUCUCGAGUGCGAAGAGCCGGAGGCAUCUAUAGACGUUAUUGGAUCAUGCUGUUCGUUCUGAUAGCAAUAAUAGUAGUCCUAGUGCUACUCAGCCGCAGAGACGUCGAUGAUGAGAACCCCUUCGCUUUUAUCCAGGAUGAUAACCAGAGGGUACUACAGAAAAACUGA
Spodoptera littoralis (African cotton leafworm) is the source of this 957-nucleotide messenger RNA. The record is from the annotation of a GenBank genome assembly. NCBI's taxonomy places the organism in Eukaryota, Metazoa, Arthropoda, Insecta, Lepidoptera, Noctuidae.